This is a messenger RNA of Lachancea mirantina, 573 nucleotides long. NCBI's taxonomy places the organism in Eukaryota, Fungi, Ascomycota, Saccharomycetes, Saccharomycetales, Saccharomycetaceae. The record is from the annotation of a GenBank genome assembly.
AUGAAAAGCUCGUUACAGCUUAGCAAGGAGGCCGUUACAUAUCAAUUCAAUGGGAGCAUCCCAGUAAGAUUGUAUCUGAAGACUUGUGUGACAUUACUCGAAGAAGCGCAAAAUUCAUUUCAGAAGGGAAACGUGGAAAAGGCCUUUUUGAUGUAUGUUCGAUACGUGGACCUGUGCACGAAUAAGCUACCGACCCAUCCUGAGAUCCGAAGCACACAGCCUGAUGCUCAAUUCGGUUUAGUCAGACAAGAAUACAACCAGCUUAUCAAACUUGAAGUACCGGCAAUUCUAUCAAUAAUUGAGGAUCUGAAGAAAAAAAUCGAUCUGGAUCACCAGAUGCACACACAGUCCCUUGCUGCAUAUAUUUCCAAAGCAGCCCCGGGCAGUUCGUCCAGCAAGUUGGAGAACAAAAUCAAACUUCCGGCAAACUUCGACGAAGUCAGGUUCCGCCAGUCAGUAAUUGCCAUACGGACAGCUCCUAAUGAAAACCUUGUAAUUCAGGAGAAGGGCGAUGGUUCCCUCCUAUACCCGGAGCUUCCUCAACUCACCCCUCCUUUCCCGGCCUUUUUAUAG